CUCCUCGGCACACAUCGACCUCACCGGAGAUAGUCACGAGAUAAGGGUGGGGGAGGGUGUUGUAUGUGCGUCGACGCUGGUUGAGGCUCCUGCUCUCGCGAGAGCAGUUUGGGGAGAAGCUCGCGGCGAGUCGGGGCCGUUGGCUCGGCGGUGAUUGGCAGGCGGCGCUGGGUGGCUCCCUCCCCUCCCUCGACUCGGCGUUGAAGCGGCCGCCAUUGUCGGAUCAGCCAGCAGCUGGAGGAGGAGGAAGCAGAGUCGGAGAGCGGCAAGCGGCGGUUUAUGUCUUGCCCUUCCUCCCAAGGUGUGUACCUGGUGUUAUUCCCUAUGUUAUCCACGUGUCAACUCUGUGACAUAGAAUAUGGAAUCAAAGCCACCAAGAAUUCCAAGGAGGGUAUCCACUCAGCCAUCCAGUUCUCAAAGUGCUAGGACAGGAGCAGGAAAUGGAGGAACCAGUUUAACUGACUCAUAUCUUACAAGAGAAUCUUCACUUAGAUUGGAACCUGGAUGCCAAGAUUCUAGUCGGUUGCAUAGUUCCAGUAGAGACUGGGCAAUUGGAGAAAGAGAAGCAUAUGAAAGCCCGUGGAAGCUUCCAGCUUCAUCUCCAACUCGCUACUCAGGAACACUUGAUCGUCCAUGGUCUGGAAGAUUGUUGGGAAGCAGAAACAGACUGUCUACAUCUUCAUCUUCACCUCUUACAUCUUCUUGGUUUGGCGAAUCUGAAAGAACUCAGGGAUCAUAUUCUUCAAGACUGCAUAGCCAGCAACAGGAUACUGAUUCUAAGAGACCUAAACUUUCUUAUACAUCUACCUCUAGUGUGAGAAAUAAUGGUUUAAACACAGUUUCAGAUUCCCCAUGGAGAUACAGCGAUGUACCCAGAUCUUCAUCCAUGGUACUUGGAUCAUUAGGAACUGAACUUGCAAGAGAAAGGAGAGAGCUGGAAAGGACAGAACCAUCUAUUAGCAGUCUUGUGGACUGUAGUCACAGAAAUGGUGACUUUUCAUCUUCAUCAUAUCUUCAGGAAAGAUCUUCUGCUUCGUAUGCACAGGGAGCAAGACCAAAAGAGAACUCACUGAGCUCUUUGAGGCUGAACACAUCCAUGAACCGCCAGUUGCCUUCUGAACAUCAGUCAUCAUUACUCUCUCGAGAGCAUAGCUGGAAUUCAAGAUCUAACUAUGUCCCAAGAGAAGUAGAAUCUUCUGAAAGGAAUAUGCAACCAGAGUUUACCCUUGGUGCCAUGAGAAGUGGAAGCGGUUCCUCAAACAGUUCCGAAAGAGUUAUGCCAUCCCAAAGGUCACUGAGUGAGCCUCCUGCAGAUACUGAAGGAAGGCGUACAACAAGACAACUGUUGUCUCGUUUAGCUUCUAGUAUGUCAUCAACAUUUUUCUCAAGAAGGUCUAGCCAGGACUCAUUGACUUCAAGACCAUUAGGUUCUGAAGAUUCAACUGUUCCAAGAGCUCAUUCUUCUACCCAAGCUAGUGCUACUAACACAGCUACAACUUCUGAAGGCACAGAAGGGCAGACUCCUGAUGUUUCUCAGGGAUUUAGCUUUCUUAGAAGACGAUGGGGCCUGUCGGGUGUUUCAUCAAAUCCUAGUUCUGAUUCGGAAGCUGAAAGUUACAGACCCGAUUCUGAAAGUAGAAAUUCAGGUUCUUGGCUAUCAUCUUCCCUGAGGAACAGGUGCACACCUUUGUUUUCCAGAAGACGAAGAGAAGGAAGAGAUGAAACUGCAAGAACCUCUACCUCUGAAACACCAGCUAGAUCACUGCAUCUUUUCAGAAGAAGAGAACCUGGUGGGGAGGUAUCUCUUGAAGCACAAAGUGAAUCCCUCAGGCCUGCUGCCAGGCCACCAACACCUGCAGUACCUAAUGGUGUUACAUCUGUUGCCUCUGGGCCAGAUUCAGCGCAUGGUAGAAGAAAUUCAGGAAUAUCAGGAAUGUUUCCUGGUUCUCUCUUCCGGUUUGCAGUGCCCCCAACCCUGGGGAGUAAUUUAUCUGACAAUGUUAUGAUAACUGUCGAUAUUAUUCCUUCAAGCUGGAAUCAGCCUGAUGGACAAGAUAAUGACAAGUCAAAAAUACUAUCCUCAAGAGACCCUGAAAGGCUUCAAAAAAUUAAAGAGAGCCUCCUUUCCGAGGACUCUGAAGAGGAGGAGGGAGACUUAUGUAGAAUUUGUCAGAUGUCGUCUACUUCUGCUACUAACCUCUUAAUAGAGCCAUGUAAAUGCACUGGAAGUCUGCGCUAUGUUCACCAGGAGUGUAUGAAAAAGUGGCUACAAUCCAAGAUUAACUCAGGUUCUUCACUGGUAGCAGUAACUACUUGUGAGCUGUGCAAAGAGAAGCUGCAUCUCAAUCUUGACAAUUUUGAUAUCCAUGAGCUUCAUAGAGCACAUGCAAAUGAACAAGCAGACUAUGAAUUUAUCAGUUCUGGGCUUUACCUUGUAGUAUUGUUGCACUUGUGUGAACAGCGCUUUUCAGAUAUGCUGGGAACUACAAGUGAGGCCAACACACGUGUCCGGUUUAUUAAUCUUGCAAGGACUCUUCAGGCACACAUGGAUGAUAUUGAAAAGGCCCUUCUGCUGCGUGUGCCACCUCCACGAGAGGUCUGGAGGGUGAAACACGAGAACAGGCCUUUUCUGCAGUGGCUCCACACUUGUGGAAUGCUCUCCCCAGGGAAGCUCACCUGGCUCCUUCGUUACAUAUCUGUAGGCACCAGCAGCUUCUGAUGAUGAUGAUUCUGAAGAUGGUGAACUCGACAGAACACUUGAUGCUGCAUAAAUGUGAAUGGAAGGACCGGGUGGAUACUCAACUGGCACAAGUACCAUCAGUAUGCAUAUGUUUUGUAAAACACACUGAAUGCUAUUAGAUUUCUGACGCAUUGCUGAAUUCAAAAAUUUGCUGUUGCACAUUGGUAUCGAGAGACCUGCAAGUGUGUUGUUUCUCCUUUGAGAUUAUGACAUGUAUGCCUUCUUCUAAAAUAACAGAUUUUUACAUGUAAGGCAAAUGAUCUCCUUUUGUAUAAACUUCUUACAAGUAAUCAGUUAAACUUCUGGAAAAUGUUUCUCAACUUUUGCUCUUCUACUGGCUCUAAGUGGUAACAUUAAAGUGUGUUUUGCAAGUCAUGGGGAGGAGAUAGUUCUGUGUUAGCUUUCCAUUUUAAAACACCUUUGGGAAGUCUCUUUAAUUUUGCUUCCAGUGUUAACCAAGGUUGAGUGAGGGAAUGAAUGGGUUCUGUGAAGUUAGUGUUAAAGUUUUUCUUGAGGAAUGUUUAACUCAAAGCAAUAAAUUUGCAAGGGGCUACUAAUAAGCAUUAAUUAUGGCUUUUAUAAGUAUUGAUUUUGAAACUGCUGAUUAUAUUUGAUAAUAUUGUGUAGAAGUUCCGGUAAGGAAUUGCAGCUGUAAACACUUGCAUUUCAGCAUUCCUGGAAGGAAUAAAACUUAUGGUUUAGAAUCUUAACCAAGCUAUUUAUCUUAAUGAACCUUUUUUAGAACCCACAUUCACUGCUGAAGCACUGGUUAUCAAUGUGUUUUCUAGUGUUGUCACUUGUUUGUUAAAUAAAAAUUACAAUGCAUACGAA
This is a messenger RNA of Podarcis muralis (Common wall lizard), 3571 nucleotides long. RefSeq names its product membrane associated ring-CH-type finger 7 (gene MARCHF7). Gene Ontology annotation, molecular function: ubiquitin conjugating enzyme binding; zinc ion binding; ubiquitin binding. Gene Ontology annotation, biological process: protein autoubiquitination. Lineage: Eukaryota; Metazoa; Chordata; Lepidosauria; Squamata; Lacertidae. The record is from RefSeq and is a predicted model, not a curated record. Gene Ontology annotation, cellular component: nucleus.